AUGCUUCGCUUGCAGCCCUUGUACGAAGAGUUCAUCGCUAAAGCCAAGAGGCUCUUCCGAGGCGCUCGGAAAGGGGAGGCAGGACAGAAGUUUCCUCCCUGCCUCGAGGAGUCGAGCUUUCUCAACGAGAGCGAUUGGGCAGUGCUGAGGACGUUUGACGAGAUCCUCUCCGACUUUCACGUUGUUGUCCAAGUGCUUCAGAGAGACGGAAAGCCGCGAUAUCGAUCGUCUGGGGUUAGGGAAACCUUUGGCUCUAUGACUGAUGUGCUGGAGGCGUUCGAGUUCCUGCUCGGGAAGCUCGAGGACGCAAAAUCGCAGAUUGAGAGGCAUCCCGAGCCCGAGCAAUUUGGUAUCAAUGUCAAUCAUGGCUGGGUGAAGCUCGACAAAUAUUACAAUACUCUAAGGGACUCGCCAGUAUACUACGCCGCCGCCGCCUUACACCCUAGCCUACGAUGGGACUAUUUCGACGAGGUUUGGGGGCAACAGCAUCCGGCUUGGGUCGACGAAGGGCGGGAUAUCUCACGUCUCCUGAAGGUCCGGUUGUAA
Molecule: messenger RNA, 546 nt
Organism: Colletotrichum spaethianum
Lineage: Eukaryota; Fungi; Ascomycota; Sordariomycetes; Glomerellales; Glomerellaceae
Exons: 2
Coding region: 1-546 (181 amino acids)
Source: RefSeq, a predicted model, not a curated record